Xyrauchen texanus (razorback sucker) is the source of this 2456-nucleotide messenger RNA. RefSeq names its product calcium/calmodulin-dependent protein kinase type 1D-like. Lineage: Eukaryota; Metazoa; Chordata; Actinopteri; Cypriniformes; Catostomidae. Gene Ontology annotation, biological process: peptidyl-serine phosphorylation. Gene Ontology annotation, cellular component: intracellular anatomical structure. The record is from RefSeq and is a predicted model, not a curated record. The coding region runs from base 986 to 2278 and encodes 430 amino acids. Gene Ontology annotation, molecular function: calcium/calmodulin-dependent protein kinase activity; calmodulin binding; ATP binding. The transcript is spliced from 15 exons.
UGCUUUGUUCCAGUUAGAGAGCUAAUGCUGUAACAAACAUCAGAGGUCAAAGAUCAGCUUAAACUUUUCACAGAAACACAUUCUAGGGGACAAUCACAACCUUCAUCAGUUAUAGAAGAGACUGAAACAUUAUGGCACACUUAUGAACAGUGUUUAACAGGUGUAUAUGUGUGUUUAACAGGUGUAUAUGUGUGUUUAACAGGUGUAUAUGUGUGUUUAACAGGUGUAUAUGUGUGUUUAACAGGUGUUUAACAGGUGUAUAUGUGUGUUUAACAGGUGUUUAACAGGUGUAUAUGUGUGUUUAACAGGUGUAUAUGUGUGUUUAACAGGUGUUUAACAGGUGUAUAUGUGUGUUUAACAGGUGUAUAUGUGUGUUUAACAGGUGUUUAACAGGUGUAUAUGUGUGUUUAACAGGUGUUUAACAGGUGUAUAUGUGUGUUUAACAGGUGUUUAACAGGUGUAUAUGUGUGUUUAACAGGUGUAUAUGUGUGUUUAACAGGUGUUUAACAGGUGUAUAUGUGUGUUUAACAGGUGUAUAUGUGUGUUUAACAGGUGUUUAACAGGUGUAUAUGUGUGUUUAACAGGUGUUUAACAGGUGUAUAUGUGUGUUUAACAGGUGUUUAACAGGUGUUUAACAGGUGUAUAUGUGUGUUUAACAGGUGUAUAUGUGUGUUUAACAGGUGUUUAACAGGUGUAUAUGUGUGUUUAACAGGUGUAUAUGUGUGUUUAACAGGUGUUUAACAGGUGUAUAUGUGUGUUUAACAGGUGUUUAACAGGUGUAUAUGUGUGUUUAACAGGUGUUUAACAGGUGUAUAUGUGUGUUUAACAGGUGUAUAUGUGUGUUUAACAGGUGUUUAACAGGUGUAUAUGUGUGUUUAACAGGUGUAUAUGUGUGUUUAACAGGUGUUUAACAGGUGUAUAUGUGUGUUUAACAGGUGUAUAUGUGUGUUUUCCUGCAGGAGUCAGUUUGUAAACUCGAGUCGUUAUGGGUCGGAAGGAGAUUCACUGCAGCUGGAAGAAAAUCACCAGCAACAUUAAAGAGAUCUUUGAUUUCAAAGAAAUUCUGGGAUCGGGUUCAUUUUCAGAGGUCUACCUGGUAAGAGAGAGAAAGACUGGGAAUUUCUAUGCCUUGAAAUGUGUGAAGAAAAAACAGCUGCGUCACUCAAACCUGGAGAAUGAGAUCAAAGUGUUGAGGAGGAUAAAACAUAGUAAUGUGGUGGGGCUGGAGGAUUUCUAUGAAACAAGAACACACUAUUACCUGGUCAUGGAACUGGUGUCGGGUGGAGAGCUGUUUGACCGUAUUCUGGAUCGAGGUUCUUAUACAGAGAAAGAUGCCAGUUGUGUGAUCAAACAGGUCCUGGGGGCUGUUUCCUAUCUGCAUCAGAACAACAUCGUCCACAGAGACCUGAAGCCUGAGAACCUGUUGUACUACAGUCCAGACAAGAACGCCAAGAUCAUGAUCAGUGACUUCGGCCUUUCUAAGAUCUCUGAUCACGACGUGAUGUCCACAGCCUGUGGAACGCCGGGAUAUGUCGCUCCUGAAGUUCUGGCACAGAAACCGUACAGUAAAGCUGUCGACUGCUGGUCCAUCGGUGUCAUUACAUACAUCCUGUUGUGCGGCUACCCGCCAUUUUAUGAAGAGAACGAAAAGCGUCUUUUCUCCAAAAUAAUGAAGGCAGAAUACGUGUUUCACUCGCCGUACUGGGACAACAUCUCCGAAUCUGCGAAAGACUUUAUCAAACACAUGCUGGAGAAAAACCCGAGGAAACGUUUCAGCACAGAACAAGCGCUCGUUCACCCCUGGAUCAUUGGAGACACGGCGCAGAAUGACAACAUUUAUCAGUCUGUGUGUGAACAGAUGCAGAAGAACUUCGCCAGAUCCAAAUGGAGGAAAGCCAUUAACGUGUCGGUAGCGGUGAGUCAUAUGCGACGGCUUCAGCUCGCUCACACUGACCCAGCGGUUACCGCAGCGGCGCCGCUCAUCGCGGUUCUGGACGUGUCGUCGCCCAGACAGCCCUCCGAUGAGCUCGACACCAAUGGGAACCCAUCGUGCAGUCACAUGGGCUUGAUGCCUCACAGUGAUGUCAGCAGGGGGCGUGGCCCACUUAAGGCCUGUAACAGCGAGCCGAUGCACGCGCUGGUCGUCACGGAGAUGGGACAACAUGCGUAUCACUCUGAGUCCGAGCUGCCCUGCGCCACUCACGGAUCAGAGAGAACAACACUUGGUACAGAUGUGAAUGGCUGGUCGCUGCAGACCGGAGUCUGCUCUGUGAUGUAAUCUGCUGACUUGAUUGACAGCUGUCAGUCAAAUUAAAUUCUCCUGCUGUUGAUUAAUGAACAUGCGGCACUGACCGCUCGUUUCUCUGGGGUCCCACAAACCGAUGGAAACACGACCUGAAUCCAGAGUUACACGAGUGCCACACACACACACACACACACACACACACACACACACA